Molecule: messenger RNA, 1576 nt
Organism: Hipposideros armiger (great roundleaf bat)
Lineage: Eukaryota; Metazoa; Chordata; Mammalia; Chiroptera; Hipposideridae
Product: tumor necrosis factor receptor superfamily member 10A-like
Exons: 11
Biological process (GO): positive regulation of apoptotic process; TRAIL-activated apoptotic signaling pathway
Cellular component (GO): cell surface; plasma membrane
Molecular function (GO): protein binding
Source: RefSeq, a predicted model, not a curated record
AUGUCGGUGUGGCUGCCGCUGCUGCUGCUUGUCCCGGCCUCGGUGACCGCCGCGACCAGUGUGACCCGGUGUGGCUCAGACAAGUAUGAGCUAAAGAGCCUUGGCCUGUGCUGCCCCCUGUGCCCGGCAGGCCAGCACGUCAACAAACAUUGUGACGGGACCCAGUCCACACAGUGCAGCCAGUGUGAGCCUGGCACCUUCACGGCCCAUCCCAACAGUGAGACCAGCUGCCUGCCGUGUGCUCAGUGCCGGGACGAUCAGGAGGAGGUGACUUCGUGCUCCCCGACCAGGGACCGGCAGUGCCAGUGCAAGACAGGGUCCUACUACUGUGACUCAGGGGACUGUGUGGAGAUGUGCUACCGCUGUACCAGGUGUGAACGUGCCACCCUUCAUCCGUGCAAUGCCACACGGGAUGCCACCUGUGCUGCAGAAACGAGCCCAGUGCCAGGAAACCCAAACGAGGACUGCCUCAUCCCUUUGCAUCUGUGGGUGUUCGUUGUCAUCGGCACUCUCAUCUUUGUCAGCAUGGUUGUCAUCAUUGUUGUUGUCAUCAUCUGUUGCUGUAGAAGACGACGUAUGCAGCUUUGGCAGCCGGUUGCCAAUUUCUUGAAAAAAGAGCGGAGUGAGCCAGGCAGCCAUUCAUAUAACUCCAGCCUUCCCAAUGAGGUGUUGCCACCCACGGACCCCAAGAGGCACCCAGCAGCACUUGGUGUGAACUCACCUCUGUUGUACGAGGGCCCAGCUUUGGCAACGGAGGCCAGAACCCCACCAGGGCCCUCUGAGGACCCCGAGGAUGGAACUGAGCUGCAGGUGGUGGUGACUGGAGGAAGUGACACAGCCCCAGAGCAGGCAUCACAAGCUCAUGCUCCCGUGUUACAAGCUCAUGCCUGUGGGCCCCAGGGCCAGGCCGAGGCAUAAGCCUCCCUCCGUUGUCUGCAGCAGGAAUAUGAACGUAAAUAUUAUUUGAAGGACACGUCCUGCGAUGCCACCAAUAGGAUCUAUUAUGAAUUCGGACAUAAGGUUCCAGAAAGUCACUGGAAGAUGCUGAUGAGAUUUGUCGGACUUGAGGACAAUGACAUUGAGAUUUGCGAACACGAGGAUCCCGGCAAUUUGAUGGAACAGCAUCAUAAGAUGCUGCUGAGGUGGAGAAACAAGCUCGGAAGGGAAGCGUCUGUGUUUACACUCGUGGCUGCCCUCCAGCAAACGGAGCUAUAUGUGUAUUUGCAGAAUAUUGUAAACAAAUUGGUUGCUGAUAAUAUCUUCGGUAGACAUGCCGAGAAACCAACUAGAGUAAACUCUUCGUUGGCUCGGGAUUAUGACUAAGCGGUGUCGUGGAUGGGUUGGGGUGAGCUUGAUUUGCAUAAUCCCAUGUGGGACGUCCUGACUUUCACGUGGGGUUAUGAUUCUGUGUAAAGCUUCCAAUGGGGAGGUCAGUUGCGCGUAUAAGCGAGAGUGCUCCUCUGCCAGGCCAGUGCGCGUGGCAGAGAUGGGCCGAUGCUAAGUGAUUCCAGGGCCCGUGAGCUUAUCUUGUCGGGCCUCGCUCAGUGUGCUGGGUGGGCUCACGUUCCUCAGAGCC